UAAGCGAGCGGGUUCUAUAUUAAACUGGUCCGGUCACGGGUCGGUUCGGUUCUCUAUCGUUCAGUCGCUGGACUGUCUCCGGACGGCCGGAUCCGUUCGUUUUCUUUUCUUUUUUUUUUUCCCCCCCCGAUCCCGAGAGAGGCCCGAGGUCGUGUCGUGGCUCGAUCGGUAUCGAUCGGUGGCCCCCGCGCUCUCUCGCUCGUGAAUCGAUCGUGGGUACGGACGAUGAGCGGUCGCCGAUCGUGCGGUACGCGAUCUCCUUGAAGGCGAAGGAAAGGAGAGAGAGUAGGAAGCGAUCGAGGUUCGAGGUGGACGGGGAACGAAGCGCGACUGAAUGCUCGAUCGGCCAUCGACGAGCCGAAGGAGAGAACCAGGACUCGAGGAGGGAUUCCUGGCGAUCGACUCGCCGCGUCAGCAAGUGGUUCCCGGAGUGCGCGCGCCCACCUAUAAAACGGUCAAGCCCAAGCUGACUUUGACUUCGCUGCAAUACCCACGGGGUUACUAUCGAACGAACAUCACCGUUGGACGUCCACCGCUUCCGGGUGGAUGGGACACCAAGGAUGGCGCGACGCUUCCCGGUCCCCAUUGCCUGAAACACCACGCCGCCCUUUACAAGGAUGGAGUCAUCCUUACCAGCUCCUGUUUGCAGAUCUGGCCAACGUGGAUGUACGAUUUGAGGAGACAAUUAGGAAGACUUCCGAUAGGGAGUUUAAUGAUCCCGGGCACGCAUAAUUCCGGAUGUUACAAGCACGGCGACCUGACGAGACGAGACGCGUUUCAAAGGUACCUGUUGACGCAGGAUCGCGACGUGUGGACGCAAUUAGUGCACGGCAUAAGGUAUCUCGACAUCAGAGUCGGUUAUUAUCCGUCAAUUCCCAACGGCACGGCCAUCGAGGAGGGCAAUCACAUAAGCAGAUUCUGGAUCAAUCAUGAUGUCAUCCGGAUCACCCCCCUCUCGGCCAUCAUCAAAGACGUGAGAAACUUUCUGAACGUCGCUAGGGGAGAGGUGGUCAUCAUGGACUUUCAUAGAUUUCCCGUGGGAUUCGAAGAUAGACCUAGCAGGCAUCGUCGAUUGGCCAUGAUCCUUUUACGAGAAUUCGAAGGACUGAUUCUGAAACCAGAUAGAGGGGUCGAAGGUCUGGGUCCGACCUUAAACGAUAUUUGGACCGGGGGGAAACGCUUGAUAAUUUGCUACGGCGAUAAGCAUACCGUUAAUGAAUACGAUUGGCUUUGGCCAACGAUGUCUCAAGCCUGGGGUAACCAACAGACGGUGGAAGGACUGUUCAAAUACCUGGACAAAGUCAUCAUGGGUCCAAAGAAGUCUCGGAACAGUCAAAAUCCGUUGUGGGCGGUGAUGGCGGAGUUAACACCUUAUCCGUUGGACAUAAUCUUCAAUUUAUCCGGCGGGUUGCGGCAGAUGGCCGACUCGGUGAACAGGAAUCUCACGUACAAGUUCCAGGAGGAGUGGUGGAAGGAGACGAACAUCGUCGCGACGGAUUUCUUCCUUGGAAAUAAUCUGAUCGACGUGUCGAUACAGUCGAACAUAAAGAAGAGUAACAUCGCCCAGUGGCGUUUGUAACGUGACAUUAAAUAUCGCAUAAUCUACCAAAGAUUUCACUUUAAUUAGCUACUUUGCCGAUGGGAGAAAAUCGGUGUGGAUCGUUUGAAGUUUGCCGAACUUUUUUUCUCUAGGAACGAAAUAUUACGAAAUGCCGAGAAGUUCGGGGUAAUAAAAUUGACAAUAAUUAUUUUUCUCUUUUUUCCUUCUUCUUCUUUUAAAUAAUUAUAAAUUACCGAUUAAUCGUUUCUUAGUAGAUCGAUUUUUAUCGAUCGACCGUGAUAAAGAAUCUUAGGAUAAUUGAUGUAACAGAUAUGUAAAUUAAAACCUUUUAAAACGAAAGCAUCAAUACAUGUACCGAUGAAAAUAUCACGUUUUUAUCCCUCGUA
Molecule: messenger RNA, 1947 nt
Organism: Apis cerana (Asiatic honeybee)
Lineage: Eukaryota; Metazoa; Arthropoda; Insecta; Hymenoptera; Apidae
Product: PI-PLC X domain-containing protein 1
Biological process (GO): lipid metabolic process
Molecular function (GO): phosphoric diester hydrolase activity
Source: RefSeq, a predicted model, not a curated record